This is a messenger RNA of Rana temporaria (common frog), 1982 nucleotides long. RefSeq names its product beta-4C adrenergic receptor-like. The record is from RefSeq and is a predicted model, not a curated record. The coding region runs from base 121 to 1353 and encodes 410 amino acids. Gene Ontology annotation, cellular component: membrane. The transcript has a single exon. Gene Ontology annotation, biological process: positive regulation of heart contraction; adenylate cyclase-activating adrenergic receptor signaling pathway; norepinephrine-epinephrine-mediated vasodilation involved in regulation of systemic arterial blood pressure. Gene Ontology annotation, molecular function: beta3-adrenergic receptor activity; norepinephrine binding; epinephrine binding. NCBI's taxonomy places the organism in Eukaryota, Metazoa, Chordata, Amphibia, Anura, Ranidae.
CGCUCGCUGUCUGACAUGGCACAGCGCUCCGACUCCUCCACGGGGCUGCAGAGAGCUCUGCUGGCCCCUGUGUGUGGCCCCCACCAGGACUGAGAGCCGGAGCAGCUGUAAGGAGCCACCAUGUCCCUGUGCCCGGGGGACAGCUUGAACGAGACUGCCCUGAGCAACCGCAACAGCAACUAUGAGCUGACUCCAUCCCAGAAGUGGCUGAUGGGCGCAGCCUUGACCUUGAUGAUCCUGCUCAUUGUGGUUGGGAACUCUUUGGUGAUCAUAGCCAUAGCCAAGACUCCCAGGCUGCAAACCAUGACCAACGUCUUUAUCACCUCCUUGGCCUGCGCUGACCUCAUUAUGGGCGUUUUAGUGGUGCCACCAGGUGCCACCCUCCUAGUCACCGGCAACUGGCUCUACGGCAUCGUGGUAUGCGAACUGUGGACCUCGGUGGACGUCCUGUGCGUGACAGCCAGCAUAGAGACCUUGUGCGUGAUAGCCGUGGACAGAUACAUCGCCAUCACCUCGCCAUUGAAGUACGAGAUGCUGGUGACCAAAGCAAGAGCCAGGUUGAUCGUUUGUUUCGUGUGGGCCAUUUCCGCCUUGAUAUCGUUCUUGCCCAUCAUGAUGCACUGGUGGAGGGAUAACAAAAACAUCAUAGCCACGAAUUGCUACGAUGACCCCAAAUGCUGCGACUUUGUUACCAACAUGCCUUACGCCAUUGUGUCUUCCACCAUGUCCUUUUACGUCCCUUUGGUCAUCAUGAUCUUUGUGUACGCAAGGGUCUUCAUAGUGGCCAGUCGGCAGGUCAACUUGAUAGAAAAGGACAAAGUAAGGUUCAACGGGACCCCCGUGCCCUCCACCAAAAACAAAAGGACUUCGAAAAGGAGGCCCUCGGGGUUGUUGGCCAUCAAAGAACACAAAGCACUAAAGACUUUGGGCUUCAUCAUGGGGGUCUUCACCCUUUGCUGGCUGCCCUUCUUCGUGGCCAACAUCAUCAAGGUGUUUUGCACUUCGUUAAUAGACGACAGCGUCUUCUUGUUUUUGAACUGGUUGGGUUACAUUAACUCAGGGCUUAACCCCAUCAUCUACUGCAGGAGCCCGGAUUUCAGGAAGGCGUUUACAAAGCUGCUUUGCUGCAAUCGGCUGGCCGACCGCAAACUGCGCGCGUUAUCCAAGGACGCUAAACGCAAUCAAUACUCCUCAAGCAAUCAGCUGGACUGCGAUGGCCUCAAACACCUCGGCGACGCCGAAAUGGGCAACGGCAGCCUGAGUAGCAGUAGCCGGUGUAGUAGCCGGACUGAGGAGACUAGUCUGAAAAACAGUAACGGACAUCCCCACCAACCUAAUCAGUCCAACGUGUAAGCCACUGAACGGAGCCUUCAUUCCGCCGAGCCCUUUGCCGUACGGCAUUCGUGGCCGUAGGGAUUACCUGUUUUUCAUUUUUUUCGACAAAGGAGUACUUACUGUUUUUUGUGAGUCCCAAAUGUUCUAAGUCUAAGGAUUCACUGUGAUCAAAUUGACACUACAGUAUAGAAGAGCUGUUUUAAGUGUUUACUUGAUACUCCUCUUGGGUAAAUCCAACAAUAGUUUCUCUUUAUAGGCUUUAUAUGUCUUUUAUACCGUAUUUGUCUGACUACUACUAUACCAUGGUGAACAUGUAUGUAAUAUUAGCAGGGUUUUUUCUAGGAAAUUAAAAUGUUUCUCAACGGAAAUUAUUCUAAUUUUCUAGAAAAUGUUACACUGGCCAUACACGGGGUGAUCUUGCGUCUCUUAUGACCAAACGUUUUUUUACGCCAAUCUCGAUGUUGAGUCAUUCAUAAUGAGUGUUGACUUACCAAGUAUUGGAUAAAGGAAUCUGAUCUGCUAGAAAAUCAAUGACUUGGGUUUGCAGGUCAUGUAAAGUGCUGUCAGUUGGACAGUUGUGUUUUGGAUAGCUAUAAAAAAAUCAAAAAUUUCCUUCUUAAAAAAAAAAAAAAAAAGAUACAAGUCAA